AACUAAUAUUUGUUUGAGAUAGUACUUCUUAUUUGUUUAAUUGUGAACUAGUAGUGUGUGAUAUUUUGUAAGUUUAGUCCUCAAUUAAUAGUAAUCUCCCAAGCGGUACUUUAAGAAGAAAAAUCAUUUAAACGAAGCAACUGCCACAUUUGCCCAAUUGAUUGAGAUCAUAAUUUCCUAUUUAUUCUGACCGUAGCUGUAGAGUUGACGGCAAAAUUAAACCGACGACCUAUGCAGUACAGCCUCCGAUCUUCUCCAAUCCCUGACUCCGUUCGGAUCCAAUUUUGAUCGGAUUCGGGUUUCUUCCAAUUCCUGGAAUUAAUCGAAAGCACAGUGAAAGAAUUGGCUGCACGCAGUUCGUUCAGAGAUCGAUAAACAUGGUGACCGACAUACUUCUUCAAAUUGCUCUCAUCCUCGUAAUGGUUGUCAUGUUCCUCGCUAUGCACAACAUUCCACAGAGAUACUUCGCCAAGCUCCGAUUGCGCUUCCGAUCCAACGUCGAAUCUAAACGCCACUUCGUGAGAGGCGCUCAGCUUCUCGCUCGAGCGAGAUCUGCUCCGUCGCGCUCCUCGGCCACAUCGUUAGCAGAAGAAGUCGUAGCGGAAGCCAAUAAGGCCAUAGCUCUCGACCCCAAGGAUGCCGCCGCUCACAUCCUCAAAGCUUUGGCUCUCGACGUUCAAGGGUUCAAAACCUCUGCUCUGGAAUCGCUCGAUACAGCUCUAUCGCCGCUCGUCGCUAAGUCGCUCAGCGAUGAAGAACGAGGCGACGCGUUGUUCAAGCGAGCUGAGUUGAAGAUGUCCACGAAUCGACGAGCCCUAGUUGACUCGGCUUUGGCUGAUUUGACCGAGUCCGUGACACUGAGUCAGAAUGCAAAUUCCUACUAUUGGUUGGGGAAAUGCUAUGAGAUGAAGAAAUUGAGAGAAGAGGCCAAGAAAGCAUAUGAAGAAGCUUUGAACAUCGAACCACGAUUAUCCAACGCUAGGGAGGCAUUGGAACGUCUAUCAUCGUCGUAAUCAAGCUGAUGUCUACUGUGAUCUAUGGAAUGUCAACGCUAGAAGAUAAGAGCAUCUCUCAAUUUUUCCAGGUCCAAAUAUCUCCUCCACUUUCGCUGAUUCUUGCUAAUGCCUUCCCUUAAGAUGUAUUACGAUUGAGAUGCUGAAUUGGCUCGUGAGAUGAAAUCCUAGAUGCGAUUCCCAUCUCCAUGAUAGGCGUUUGAAUGGGGUUUAAUAUUUGCCUAGUUUCCUUGUCUUUGAUUUAGUCUGUUGAUUUACCGUAGUUUUAGUCAAAAUUAGGGAUUGGAACAAACCCAGAAAGGAAAUUAGUAAUUAGCACGGUUAAUCUUCGAUGUAGCUUCGCUUCUCUGAUCUUCAAGAAAUGAAAUUCGGAAGUUGUCAAGA
This is a messenger RNA of Cucumis melo (muskmelon), 1397 nucleotides long. RefSeq lists its product as uncharacterized. Gene Ontology annotation, molecular function: protein binding. The record is from RefSeq and is a predicted model, not a curated record. The transcript has a single exon. Lineage: Eukaryota; Viridiplantae; Streptophyta; Magnoliopsida; Cucurbitales; Cucurbitaceae. Bases 378 to 1013 code for a protein of 211 amino acids.